This is a messenger RNA of Chelonia mydas (Green sea turtle), 2937 nucleotides long. RefSeq names its product coiled-coil domain containing 105 (gene TEKTL1). Lineage: Eukaryota; Metazoa; Chordata; Testudines; Cheloniidae. The transcript has 8 exons. The coding region runs from base 686 to 2122 and encodes 478 amino acids. The record is from RefSeq and is a predicted model, not a curated record.
AAAGGCUGGAGGAGGAGCAAUGGACAGGGCAGCGGCCAGGCAGCCGGAAGCGAGUCAAUCUCGACUGGCUUGGGGUGCAGGGGGAGGGCCAGUGCCCUGGCUCUGGGCUCCCCUCCCCGCAAGAUGGACUUGGCUGAAAAUCACUGAUUUCUGUGCUAACAAGUUCUGCCCUACGCUGUGUUCCUGCUGUCUAAUAAACCUUCUGUUUUACCAGCUGGCUGUCAGUCACGUCUGACUGCGGAGUUGGGGUGCAGGGCUCUCUGGCUUCCUCAGGAGCCCCGCCCGGGCAGACUUGCUGUGGGAAGUGCACUGUGUGGAAGGGGAUGCUGAAUACACCAAGGUCAGACCCAGGAAGGUCGAAGCUGUGUGAUCUUCUUGCCCUGGAGACAGUCUGCUCAGAGAGAGGAGGCUCCCCCAGAGUCCUGACUGGCUUCAUAUGGAGUAGUUCCAGAGCAUCGCCCCAGUGACUCCAUAACAGGGUGGCCCACCGUUUUCCCAACCAGGCUCUCGCAGGCAGCCACGGAAGCUACAUGAAGCAGCAACCUGGAGCGGCCAGCUUCAGCCGUGUGAGAAGCGGCUCCUUCCCGCUCCCCCCCCGGGCCCAACUGCCAGAGACAGGGACCAAACGUGCUGGGAGUCAGGCACAGUGGGAGAAGGACACAGCCCCUCCCCUUGCAGCUUGGCCAUGGGACCCCCCGAUGAGCUGCUGCGGGGCCAGGCGGGCCCGGAGGCCUGGCGCAAUGAGGCCAAGGCCACAAUGCGGGCGGCGCAGCAGCUGCGGGGGCGCUGCUGGCGGGAGGCGGUGGCGCAGUGGCGCCCACCGCAGCCCCCAGGCCAGCCCCAGGAGACGCCCUACGAGCGCCGCACUCGGCUGCAGGGCUGGCGCUUUAAGCUGGACGUGACGGCGGCUGGUGAGACGCUGGAGAAGCCACCCGAGGGGCCAGGCAUCACACUGUGGAAGAGCAAGAUGAAGCCCCCACCCUGGGUGAGCCAACUGCCCCUGCCCUGCUUCCGGGACCACUGCGCCAGCCAGAGCAAUGGGCUGGCCGCCCACUAUGCCAGCGCUGUGCGCCUGGUGGUCAGCCGACUGCGCCAGGCACUCACUGAGCUCAACGAGCAGGCCAAGUGCCUCAACCUGUCACGCCAACACCUCGAUGCCGCCCUGGCCAAGGUGCGCACUGCACUGCUCACCAACCGGCAAAGUGCUCUGGUGCGCGGGCACCGGCCCCCGGCCGAGCAGGCCCCAGACCAGGUGGACGCACUGCUGCGGUGGGAACGCAAGGAGCUGCAGAGGCUGAAGGUGGAGCUGGAAGGGCACAUGGACAUGUCGGAGGCGCACCUCAAGGCACUGAGUGGGUGCCGGCACACCCUGGGGGCACUGUGCCAGGAGCGGGGGCAGGUGCUGGAGCUGCUGGGGCAGCCGCUGCGCAUGGUGCUGCUGGAGGCCGAGCGUGACUCCUGGCUUAGCUUAAGCCGGCCCUCGUCCCCCUUCGUAGUGAGGAACCCCACCCCGGAGGCCAGCCCUGUUGGGCCCUACACGCCAGAGUGCGCGGUGGCCAUUGAGGAGGCGCGGUGCCUGACCCUGCGCUCCAAGGAGGUGCUGGCCACGCUCAGGGCAGCCACGGCCCAGGCCACGGCCACGCGCCACCAGGCCCAGGCUGCCCUCGAUGGCAGUCUGCAGCGCAAGAUGGACGAGACCCUGGCGCUCAAGGAGCGUCUCUACAUGGCACUGGGGGGCAUGCGCAGCACCCUGAACCGUUGCCAGCGCUUCCACGGGGAGCUGGGCAUCACCCAGGGCAUGACCAUGGGCCCUGAGUCCAGCCAGUACCUGGAGGCGCGGGAGAAGCUGACCCGGCCCCUGGUGCGGGUGUACCAGCACCAUGUGGGCACCCAACUGCCUGAGGCCCAGAUCCUCACCCAGGGCAGCGUGCUGCUGGAGCGUUCCCUGCAGAAGGCGGCGGCCAAUGUGCAGCAGAUGCAGGCCACCCAGCGGCACCUGCGUGCCUCCAUCCGCGACAAGCAGACGGGCUUCCACGUAGAUGCCAGCGUGCAGCGCCUGCGCCGCCGCCGCAUGCACCCCCGCAGCAGCCUGGGGGAGGCCUGCCAGCUGCUCUGCUCCUAGGGGGCCCCCACAGCCAGAGCACGAGAAUAAAAUCCCCAGAGACUUUUGACCUGCCCAAGAGUGUUACCCCACGCGGGGGGGAUGCAGGGCCUGGAGCGGGGCAGGCUGGGGAGGCCAGGUGAGAAUGGGAACGGGAGAAUGGGAAUGGGAGGAUCAGGGGUAUGAGGGAGGCCAGGUGGGGUGGGGGUGGGGAGGUGUCACAGAGCCACAGGAUCAGUGCUAACCCCCAGCUUUUAAACAGUCCCUUGGAGGAUCCACUUCUUCAGUGAGCCAGACCCCCCAGGGGCCCCACUCUUCUGCAAGGGGAGGCCACACGGCCUUACCACCUCCUGGAGUGAGACCCUGGGCUCCAGUACUGGGGUUUACAAUGGUGCCAGUGGCUCCAUGGAGCUGGCCCCAUGGUCAGAAGGGGCCCCGGCCUGCUCUGCUUGCACUGUGCCCCAAGACCCCACCAGCCCGCUGGCUCUCCCCACUCAUCACUUGCUCCUCUCCACCCCCUGGCCCCACCUGCCAGCUCCUCUCUGCCCCCUGGUUGGACCCAAGUGCACCUCUGGCUCUGGGCAGUCUCUGCUUCCCAUCCCCACCUGAGCCUGGCCAGUCUCAUCCAGUUGCGGGGGGGACAGUAAAGGGGGCUUGGCUGGGCCCCUCCAGGCAAGUGGAUCCUGAGGGAGCCCAGCUGGGGCAGGCCCUGGCCUGGCUGAUCAAGCCACUCCGGAGGAGCCAGAGUGAUUCCCGGCCCUGGGACCAGCCCUGGCUGCGCUGAUGGCUCAGCCCGGCAGACACAGUCGCCUCCCAGCAGGGCUAGUGAGUGCGGC